AUGUGCAAACCCGCCACUUGCGAUACGUGCCACAAGGCAACCUGGUGGGGCUGCGGCAACCACGUCCCCAUGGUCAUGGACAAGGUCUCAGAAAGCGAUCGCUGCACCUGCGAUCCGAAGGUCGAGAAGGGCGGAAAGAUGUACCCGCCGAUGGGCAAGAAGGCGGAUUGA
Molecule: messenger RNA, 171 nt
Organism: Coniosporium apollinis CBS 100218
Lineage: Eukaryota; Fungi; Ascomycota; Dothideomycetes
Exons: 2
Coding region: 1-171 (56 amino acids)
Source: RefSeq, a predicted model, not a curated record